AAAAGCAACCGCAAGCAGGAACCAGUUCAGUUGAUGCAGUCACUGCAGCUCACUGCAAAGCUACGAGCCUACAGGCAAAGUCCAGUGAAGGAAAACUGGAUUCAGAGAUCCUAGGAAUAGAUGGGGAAAGGCACACAGAAGGAAAAAGUCGAGCCAGAGAAGCUGCUUAAAGUCCAAGGAGAUGCAGAGAAAGGAGCAAAGUCAGAUUAUGCCCCCGACGCUGUUUUCAAAAAUCUCUCAUCCCGUAAAGCCAGAGCUGCAGUCACAUGCUUGAUGAGUAUCAUGAUCAUCCUCAUUCUGAUAGUAGCUCUGGCAGUGGUAGUGUCUCGUGUCCCUGCGUCUCUUCUUUCUGAGCCCUGCUGCCCAGACGGCUGGGUCGGGUACCGAGGGAAAUGCUACUAUUUCUCUGAAGGGGAAGGGAACUGGGAAUCCAGCCAGAGCCACUGCUCUUCCCUCGGCGCCUCCCUGGCUGGGAUCGACACUCUGCAGGACCUGGCUUUCCUGAUGCGUGCUAAAGGUACCGUUUACCACUGGAUCGGCCUGCGGCGGGAAGAAAGCCAGCCCUGGAAAUGGGUGGAUGGGACAGAAUUCAACAACAUGUUUGAGGUGAGGGGAGGAGGAUACUGCGCGUAUCUGAAUGAUGUCGCUGUCAUCUCCUCGAGGUGCCAGACGGAGAAGAACUGGAUCUGCAGCAAACCCAGCCUGCACCUGAGGAGUGGCUACAAUGGGAUGGAACAGAAGAGGCCUUAAAACGAUGAGGAGAAUCCGAUAGGUGUAUAUCCCAUGAUAAUCACCAGGUUGCUUCUCCUGCUACACUCGCUCCACUGUUGGCAUGACACCCUUAAUCCCACAUGUAGCUUGCAACACCAUUUAUGGAGAUAAGGAUCAUUGAGUGCAGCCCCCUGCCUUCACUAGCACGACCAAGUACUGAUUUUGCCCCAGGUCCCUACAUAGCCCUCAAGGAUUGAACUCACAACCCUGGUUUUAGCGGGUCAAUGCUGAAACCACUGAACUAUCCCUCCCCUUCCCAUGCUGUACUUGUUCUUUCUCAGACAUCCUACAGUGAGGGGAGAGGUUUGAAGUUGUUAGACUGCUCCCCCUUGCACCCUUCAGGGAAUCUGGGCUGCGCCCCCAGGAAGGGGAGCAGGUUCAGCAGAAUCCCCAGGAAUUGCCCAGCUAGACAAGCCGGCUUCCCACCCCUUGGAGGGGGCGUGUGAUCAGGUAACAUUUCAGUGGCCAAAGGCUCAAAGAUCUGUUGACAAAUGGUUUUUCCUGCAUCUCCCUCGCCCAGGGAGUGGCGCCUGCCCUGGUCAUUAAGAGUUUUUACUAAGCAGAAGAUCAUAACUUUCCCCCCAAAGAGCAGUUGUGGCCUCCCCUUCCCAUUUGGUCUGGCUUUUCACCCCCCCCCCCCCCCCCCAGUCACCAAGGAAUCGAAGCUGAGCCCCAGUAGUGGGCUAAGCACUUAUUCCACCACCAGGAGCUCGAAUCGAUCCCUUUGUAUGGGGAGAUUUUGGCAAACCAGUAAAGUGCCUAAACCACUAUGGCUUAUUGCCAAUCGUAGUCAAGUUAGCAGGUCGUAAAUUGGUCAUGCAGCGGCCUCAGCAUAACCAAGACAGGAGGGCAGGGGGUUUUGGGUGCCACCGACAGGGCAGCUUGACCCCCGUGCCCUUCCUGCUAAGAGUGUGGAAAUUGCUGAUGCAUGUAUUUUAGAAAAACAAGAAGUCUGUUUAUACAUGCCCCUGGGAAUGUUUGUCAGGGCCCCAAGGCAUGGACACUCUGAAAAAAAAACCCUCUGGUUAAUUGACAAUCAUAAGGUGCUUGACCUUUUAAACCUGCUUGCUUAGCAAGUUUUCUUUAAGGGAUAUGUCAUUGUAUUACUAAUGUAUAAAUAAAGGGGGGAAAGUUCGAGGUAGUUGAACUUUUCAGAAGGGGCUCUUCAGGGACGCUCCCUCUGAAUGCAUCUUCGGGUCCCCACCUGCAGACGGAAGCCUGGCCAGCAGAAGCCUAUGACAGUGCCACUUGAAAGCCACGCUCAGCUUCGGUAAUUAUCGAGGGUUGGGGGUGUUUUACUAACCUGUUGCGGACGUGUGUAAGUGCGCGAGAAUAAGGGUACGUCUACACUACCCGCUGGAUCGGUGGAUAGUGAUCGAUCUAUCGGGGAUCGAUUUAUCGCGUCUAGUGUAGACGCGAUUAAAUCGAUCCCCGAUCACUCUGCCGUCGACACCUGUACUCCACCGCGGCGAGAGGCGGAAGCGGAGUCGACGGGGGAGCGGCGGCAGUCGACCCCGCGCCGUGAGGACGCGAGGUAAGUCGACCUAAGAUACGUUGACUUCAGCUACGCUAUUCUCGUAGCUGAAGUUGCGUAUCUUAGAUCGAUCCUCUCCCCCCCCCCCCCCCCAGUGUAGACCAGGGCUAAGUACAGUUUAGCUUUAAAUGAAAGAUCUCUUGUGUAGUCCUGUUUGUGCCAGCCAUCUAUCGGUCGGAUGGCCGUGUCUCCCUUGCUUUAUUUCCUGACACCACCUCACACAGAGUAAAAGUUACCAACAGCUUUGGGUUGAAAGAACCCUGGGUAACACCUUCCUCUCAUUCCCGGGCUCUCAGCCCAAGAAGCCCUGGACUGUGCUUCCUUCCGAGGACAUGCCCAAGUCAGACGGAAUGACAGUGACUUGGUGUGCUACAGAACGUAGUAAGAAGAGCGUGGGAUGGACUUUAUUGAGCUGCUUGUGAAUGAGUUUGUGAUUAUACAAAUUGGCAACGUCUGUCUCUGAAUAUCACUGUAAUUGGCAGUGAAAGUCACUAGGUCUUUUACUGGUCACUUUGACAUUUAUUUCCUCACUAGGGAAACCAGGAAGUCGCUAAAUCCAGUAACAAAAUCGCUAAGUUGGCAACACUGGGACAGGGACUGUCUCUUGCUUUGUGUCUGUGGAGCACCCUGCACAAUGGGGCCCUGAUCUCAGCUGGAGCCAUUAUCUCGCUUAAUAAAAAUCUUGAAAGCAA
This is a messenger RNA of Emys orbicularis (European pond turtle), 2997 nucleotides long. Its product is annotated as C-type lectin domain family 2 member D-like. NCBI's taxonomy places the organism in Eukaryota, Metazoa, Chordata, Testudines, Emydidae. The record is from RefSeq and is a predicted model, not a curated record. The transcript has 6 exons. The coding region runs from base 121 to 750 and encodes 209 amino acids.